Molecule: messenger RNA, 3169 nt
Organism: Trichoplusia ni (cabbage looper)
Lineage: Eukaryota; Metazoa; Arthropoda; Insecta; Lepidoptera; Noctuidae
Product: solute carrier family 35 member F1-like
Exons: 4
Coding region: 119-865 (248 amino acids)
Biological process (GO): transmembrane transport
Cellular component (GO): membrane
Molecular function (GO): transmembrane transporter activity
Source: RefSeq, a predicted model, not a curated record
GCGUUUCACAUCAGUACUGAGCUGACAGCUGCUAGCCUGCAGCGGUGUGGGUGCCGCUCUUGUUGGUGGAGCGUGGGGAGGCCAGAGGCUUGGUGUGGUACAUGUCACUGGUGCCACCAUGGGGCUGAUGGCUGUAGUGUGUGUUGUAUGGGCUGAUGUGGAAGGAGCCCCUACUGAUGGGAAAAACCAGUUGGUUGGUGACAUGCUCUGCCUCGGCGGUUCCCUCCUAUACGCCAUGGUCACAGUAAUGCAAGAGUUCAUGCUACAAACACUAUCCUGUUCCGACUACCUCGCAUUUCUCGGUCUGAUCGGCAGCGUAGUAUCUUGUACACAAACCUUCUUCCUAGAGUUUACUGAACUUAUGGAAUUUAACUGGUAUGAUUUGGACACUAUAGUCCAAUUGGCCAGUUAUUGCGCUGUGCAGACAAUAUUUCAGGUUUUACAAUGCUUCAUGCUGAGGGAUGCGGGAGCUAUUAUAUUGCAUUUGUCGUUCCUGUCGGCGGAUUAUUAUACGCUCAUAGCUGGAAUGUUUAUUUUUCAGUUUAAGUUCCAUGCACUGUAUUUCCUCUCGUACAUGCUGGCUAUGGUCGGAGUGUUCCUGUUCAGCUCUCGUCUGACGCGCCAGCCGCCGCCACAGCCAGACCGACUACCACAGCUAGUCAAUGAUUCAGUGCAGUCACAGGAUAAUGUUUCUAUGGAAUACACAGUUCCUACACUGGACUGUAUACCGAUCGAGGGUCUGGAGCCACCGAUGAGCAGAGACACGACAUUCACAUCGUUCCUCGGUGGACCGCAAACUAUACAAAAUGGCGUCGUCACUUUCGCGCAGACCAACGGUUCCCAGAUCGCGAAAGAGGUUUGUUAAUGUUAGCUUCUAAUGUUAGACAAGUAGAACUUAUGGCUGGGGACUGCAGAAGUUAUUUAUAUUUACUAUUCUUUUUUAUAUUAAAGGUUUAGAGCUCCUGCGUUAGCCACAGCCUCUGUUGUUCGGAAUUAUUUUCGUAAUCAUUACUAACCCGAAAUUGUUUCAAUAACUACCGACUAAAACUUUAUAUAGGCAGAUAGGCAGAUAGGCAGUCUCCAGUUUUAUUGUUCGAUUUAGGGACUGUAUGUUAAACUAGUCAUUUAAAAUUAUUUACAAAAUUAUUUCAAAGUUUUUAUUAAUAAUUAGAAUCCUGCAGAAUUUCCUAGUAGCUAUGAAUGGACUUCAAAUUAUUUUUAUCUGUUACAUGCUGUUUAUAUUUGAUAUUAAGUAUUAUAUACCCUAUUAUAAGCACUAUAUCGUCCUAAGAAUCUAUGUUAUAGUUUGGCUAAAGUCAUUUAAAAUAGAUUAAGAAUAGUCCGCCUUUUAUUACCUACUCAUUUUCAGCCAUUCGCCGAUAAUAAAUAAGAUUUACAAAUACCGAUCGGUCCACCUGUUACUGUGACUUGUUAAUAAUUGUUUCCAAAACAUUACUAUGGCCCUACGAGCCAAAGGCUUUUUGUUUUUUUACCAUGCAAGAAUAACUGUAAUACACGCACAAAUAGUAUCUUUUUGUUAUUAUACCUAUACUUGAUUUGUUUCGGUACUGAAAAUUUGUAACAAGCUUGGUGUCUCUUUUUGUCUAAAAUUCAUUCACACUCAGUUAAAAAUAAAACGCGGCUACACAACAAAAAAUAUUACCAAAUCGAACAUACCAGUGCAUAAAAACCGCACAUUUAAUAACAAUAAAUUCUUCUCUAUCAUAAGAUUUUAUACCUUUUUUAAGUACCCAAACAAAUUGAUAAUAGUCAUUUUAUCGUGUCUCGUCAGAAAGAACUCAGUGACAUGUGUUGUUAAUUAAACAUUGCUAGUAUGAUUAUAGUAGUUCUAAUUACGAGUCUUGGUAAUUGCGAAAAAUGCUUUAUUGAAUGUAGAUAUAGGAUUUCUUGUGAUACAGACUUCGUAUAUUUUUUUCCGGCAGUGUUAUUUAUGUCCAGCCUAAUAGUUUCUUAAAUGUUUACGAGUAAAAUGUAUCAAGUAAUUUAAGAACUAAAAAACAAUUUGACUGGAAGAAAAGAAGUCUAAAUAACCAUCUAAAUAUGUAAUCAUUAAAAUCGUGUUUAAUCUCACUAAAUACUAGUUAUAGUAACACUGACUAUCUAGAAUGCUAGUCAUUAAUAAAUAGUUUAGAAAAUUAUAUUAGCGCACAUUAAAGUUAAAUAGUUUUAGUAAUUGAUUAUGAACGCUCCAUUUUACUGCCUAGCAAUAACUGACUAAUCUCAGUAAAGAAAACGAAAACUGCCACAUAUUCGAAUUUCGACUCAAUUUUUUAUUAUCAGUAUUAAAAAUAGCAAUGUUUGUAUAAAAUUUUAAAAUGUAGUUUCUAUAAAUUGAGAGAAAUUGUAUCGAGUUUUUGUAAGGUUUAGAACAUUUAAAUAUAGUCAAAUUACCGCAUUUGGUAAGACUUGAUUACUUAAUAAAAUACAUACUUAACUAAAUUGAAAAUAAAGUUUAUAUAGACCGUAUAAUAUUGUAUCAGAUUGCAGUUAUAAUAAUGGGCAUAUUAGAAUUAUUUAUUAAAGCUAUUUCCUCAAUAUAAUUGUUACAAUAACUCCGUUCCGAUUUGUAUUUUUAGCUAAAUAUAUUUCAUUGUUGAUAUUAUUUUUAUCUCAGAUUCUAGCAACGUUAUAAAGCUCAAUUAUUAAAAUUAAGUAUUUAAAUUUUAAUAGCGAAAUUUAGUCCAUUAGGAAACUAUCAUUACUUGAGAUUGUCACUUUGGAAUUGACUUAACACUUAUCCCAAGUUUAUAUUUGAAUUCUGAGACCAAACUAUGUUUUCAACUAAGCCAUCAAGAUAUUGUAGGGAAUAAAGCUGCAUCGAUUUAUUUCAACAUUAUAACAUCUAUGCAUAAAAGGAAAUUGACCAAAUUUAACUUAUUUUGGUUACAAUGUAGUCUCACUUAGUUUGUAAUACAUCUUACUUUUUUCAUUCUCAGGAUUUAUGUAUUAAACUUGGACUGUGUAUUAUAAUUUCAUAAGAGUUUAACAUGUAUAGUUAUUUCAAUAUGAUGGUUGUGUUAUGUUAAAUAUUAAGCUAUUUAUUAAAUUGUUGCAAGUUUACGCUGAACACCAUCAAUCUGUGUAUAAAUUAGUUUCCUUGAAUGUACUCUUAAUUGGGACUUAAUUAUACAAUGUUUUGAUAAAAUGG